CCGUCUGUCAGUCCCGCCCAGAGUCCCGCAGGCUUGCCCGCGCCGUGUGCGGGUCGCUCUUCCCCCGUCCGUCCGCACUGGGGCGGCCCAGGCCGCUCCCUUGACGGUCCUUCGCCGACGCCACUAUGUCCUCCUUCUCCGAGUCGGCGCUGGAGAAGAAGCUGUCGGAGCUGAGCAACUCUCAGCAGAGCGUGCAGACCCUGUCCCUGUGGCUCAUCCACCACCGCAAGCACGCAGGACCCAUCGUCUCCGUGUGGCACCGCGAGCUCCGCAAAGCUAAAUCAAAUAGAAAGCUUACUUUUCUGUACUUAGCAAACGAUGUCAUCCAGAACAGUAAAAGGAAAGGACCUGAGUUCACAAGAGAGUUUGAGUCUGUCCUUGUGGAUGCUUUUUCUCAUGUUGCCAGAGAGGCAGAUGAAGGCUGUAAAAAGCCUUUAGAAAGAUUGCUGAACAUCUGGCAAGAACGAAGUGUGUAUGGCGGCGAGUUCAUACAACAGCUGAAGCUGUCUAUGGAGGACUCCAAGAGCCCUCCCCCCAAAGUAACAGAAGAGAAGAAAUCUCUAAAGCGAACCUUUCAGCAAAUACAGGAAGAGGAAGAUGAUGACUAUCCUGGAAGCUACUCUCCCCAAGAUCCUUCCGCAGGACCUCUCUUGACCGAGGAACUAAUCAAGGCUUUGCAAGAUCUGGAAAAUGCUGCAUCAGGGGAUGCUACUGUUCGACAGAAAAUUGCCUCUCUGCCCCAGGAAGUGCAAGACGUGUCUCUGUUGGAGAAAAUAACAGACAAAGAGGCAGCUGAACGUCUUUCAAAAACAGUAGAUGAAGCAUGUCUGUUACUAGCAGAAUACAACGGGCGCCUGGCAGCAGAAUUGGAAGACCGGCGCCAGCUGGCUCGGAUGCUGGUGGAGUACACCCAGAAUCAAAAAGAUGUUUUGUCAGAAAAGGAGAAAAAGCUAGAAGAGUAUAAGCAGAAGCUUGCACGAGUGACCCAGGUCCGCAAGGAGCUCAAGUCCCACAUUCAGAGCUUGCCAGAUCUCUCCCUCCUACCCAACGUCACAGGGGGCUUGGCACCUCUGCCCUCUGCUGGUGACCUCUUCUCAACUGACUAAGAAGCUGUCGUGCCCCAGGUUCCCGUCUGUGCCAGGAGAAAGAAGGCAAGUCACGGUUGGAGAUGACCUCCUUGGCCCCGGUUCUCCCUCCGCCUCCAGAACGAGCCGUGGACCUCGGCUUUGCAUUCUCCCCACACCCUCCUGAGCGCAGUUCAGAGCAGUGGGAGUGGACCCAAGUCUCAGUUCAUCUUCGCAAAGACUCUCUCCCUACUCUUGUUUUUAUGCCCUGUUUGUGUUCCAUUCUUACCUCUCUCUUAUACCCCAGAAACGAUGAAAAUCAUGUGUACUUCUGGGAGCUUUCAAGAGUGAUAGCACACGUCAUGGAGACAGCACUUGAGCUGGGCUUGGCCAGGCUCAGAACAGGCUCCUGUUGAGGGUCUCGCACUGUAGAUGUUGGCUUUCCUGGCUACCAUCUGCCCCCAAAGGUUGACGGCAUAGCCAUACAGUUUGCCAAAUCGCUAACCUCCCCUUCUGUUACUUCUAGUAGAGAAGUAUAGUCAAGGCUAGAUGUGUUAAUUUUGUGAGCAAACCAGAGACUCUAGCAGUGAGAUUCAGAGCUGAUCUGGGACAUGAAGUCAUAGUGCAGAGCCAGUGACAGGAGUCGCCCGUCAUUUGCCUGGUCUAUCUCCACAGCUCCCAUGCUGCACUCGUCAGAAGCCCUCCCCACUAUCGUCUUCCUGGGUGCAGCACCCUCUGCCCGGUGCUGGUGAAGGGAGCUCGUAGGGACAGCACUGUUGGGCUGAUGAACACUGUAUGCGUUUUGUUCUGACCCUUCCUUUGGGACUGGGGCACACGCUAGCAUUUAAUCCACUGUGUGGGCCUAUCUCCAGUCCAGUGACUAAACUUAAACACAUCUGCAAAAGGACUCUGAGCAUGUCAUUAGUGUGGCCCUGCUCCCAUGUGAGAGAUGUGUUUACAUUGGAUGUUACUGAACAGCUCAUCUCCAGCAGAGGAAGAGAAAGUAGGGGAGAUUAAUUUGGGAUUUUGAUUCCAUUAUCAUGUCAGCUGACAUUAUGACUAAAUAAUGUAGUCAGGGUUUUUUAAAUUUUAUGUUACAUGUAGUAAAGGAUGGAUCUGUGCUUGCAAAUCACUCUAAUUUGGCAGGCUUAUUUUUGACAUUGGAAAGGGCAGAAAACAAUUUGCCCCACUGGUGUAAUAGGAAUUACAGCCCCAGUGCUGAAAACCUAAAGCUAUAGAAAGGAAUUCAGCGUGGGGGCUUGAGAAUCUUCAUUUUGAGUUGCCGUUUUCAGGAUCACAAAAUAAGUAAAUCACGUGUCAUGUUACAUGUUAAGAUGUAACCUGUGUUCCACAAAGUCCAGCAAGCCUCCCUUCCAGUAGCUCUCCCGCCAGCUGCCAAGUGGGAAAAAUGGAGUCCUAGCAGGUACCGGUUUCACUGUGGAGAACCUGGUUGUGAACGACGUUACUCAUGUUUCAGUACGGAUUGCUGGUUGACCUGCCCGCUGCUCUGUCACUGUUAAUAUGUCUAUAAAGUUUUCCACGUUUAAUUACAGACUGCCUGCCCGCAGUUCUGUCACUGUCUGUUAACGUGUGUAUAAAGUUUUUCCCUUGAACGCAGACUGCUGCUUGCUGGUUGCCCUGCCCGCUGUUCAGUCACUGUUAACGCAUCUAUAAAGUUUUUCUCCAGAGGUCACAAGCAGCAGGUGACAUCAUAAAAUGACAAGAUAAAUGGCAGCCUGUGUGUGCGAGUCCCUCCCCUCACGCACCGUGCGGCUUUCACGUCGUGGUCGUGGUCGUGGGCGCCCGUUCCGAAGAGCUGGCUGCCCCCGCCCUUACCACGGAAGGCGGCACGGAGGCUGCGUGCCCGGACCAGCGAGGAGAAGCGCUGCUGCACGCGGACUUAGCUGCUACCACGUUUCAUCCCUCUGAAUCUUUGACCAGCAAUUGGUGCACAAUUCUUACAGCAAGAUCAAGAAAUAGCAAUUAUGUGAGGAAUGUUGUUGACCUCUUAACACCUGCUACUAGUGGACUUCCUGUGAGGAGUUUUGUUUUAAUGAAAUGCUUUUGUUUUUUAGUCUUCAUUCUCCUUCCCUCAACCUCCCCAAGUGUGUUCUUACUUCCUUUGUUUAAUUUAAGUGAAACUUCUUGUCUGUAAGAGGCGAUCUGCAGGGUGGGGUGAUGAUUUUUGGUUUUGUGUUGUUCAUUUAGGGCAUCCUUGGGCCUCAAGGGUCUUUCCUUUAGGUCAUAUUCCUCAGAAAGUCUUUAAUCUUCCUUUGUUUUGGUUUGUUUUUCUUAAAGGAUAUUUUUAAAGCUUAAAUUUGUAUAUUAAUUUAGGACUUUAUUUAGAAGUAUAGGCUGCCAUGGUGGCAGUAGUAUAUUCUGAAAUGUCUCAUAGAUUCUAUUUUUGAAUAAAGAUGGUGUUGUUGAACAA
Molecule: messenger RNA, 3495 nt
Organism: Jaculus jaculus (lesser Egyptian jerboa)
Lineage: Eukaryota; Metazoa; Chordata; Mammalia; Rodentia; Dipodidae
Gene: Rprd1b
Product: regulation of nuclear pre-mRNA domain containing 1B
Exons: 7
Coding region: 126-1106 (326 amino acids)
Biological process (GO): mRNA 3'-end processing
Cellular component (GO): RNA polymerase II, holoenzyme
Molecular function (GO): RNA polymerase II C-terminal domain binding
Source: RefSeq, a predicted model, not a curated record